CCUCUUUUUCAUAUAAAAAGAUAUAGAUUAAUUUAAACACUAUAAUAAAAAAUUAUUUCAACUCAAUUUUUACGUAACGCAUUUCAAGUAUUUGCUGCCGAGUAAUGUCGUCGAGUAUAUGUGUUCUGCAUUCAGAAUAACGAGUUGUUUCAGAGACAAUGCUUUGAAUAACAAAGACCAUAUCUGCAGAUAUAUUUAACUUUGACAAGUGUAUUUUCGGCAUCAGGCAAAUCACACGUCAGUCUGUGGCGUGGCGUCACGAGAAUAGCAUCGUGGGGUAAAUUCUCGUCUCGUUCAGAAAUAAUAUCUACUUACGUAGUACGUACUGUUAAUGUUACGAAUCUGUAUAUGAUUACAAAUAUUUAUUCGUAAAUAUUUUGAGUGUUCCAACAUUCAGACUUCAAUUAACUUAGGUACGACUUAUCGCAUAUGAGUUAGAUAACAUGAGUUUGAAUUACGUAGAAUCACAUAUAGAUGAGUUAUAUCGAGUUUAGUCACUUGUAACGAAAAGCAAGUGUACAUUCACUGGAGGAAUGAAGUAUGCAGACCUCUUUACCAAGACAAACCAUCGGCUGCAUCGGAAAAUGUACUUCUGGACUAAGUAUCGAUGAAUUAGAUCAGAUUACAGAUAAUAUACAUAAAACUCUGACACAUCCACGUGGAAGGGAGAUUUUUAAAAAAUUUUUGGAACAACGUGGUCUCAGGGACAACCUUGAGUGUUUGGCAUUGUACGAAACAUGUAUGCAGAUUAUCACAGAAGAGACAAACUUUUCAUACUCGAAAAAGGGAACAACACUGGAGUCGUUAAUCAAGAAGGUUAUGCAAGUGAAAGAAAUGGCUGAAGAUUUGGACGGUGUAUCGCAGAUAGACAUGGCACUUCUAGAACGUUUCAAUGAAACGUUAAAUAGCGAUUCGAGGACUUCUUUACUCAGCAUAUUAGCAGAUACCAGAGAUCGGUGUCGCGAUCAUUUGAGAAACGUUCAUGAAAGUUUCAAACAAUAUGCAUCGGAACCGUGUCCGAUAAUUAAAUAAUUAAUAAACAUAUCUUUUUUUUUUUGUAUCUUUGUGCCUUUAAAACUUCAUUCGUAUAGAUGCAGGAAGUUAUUCUCCAUUUUCUUUAAAUGUGUAAAAGUUAGCACGUGAAACAUGUUUCACGUAACAAUCUCUAUAUGUGAUGACGAAUGUCGUAUAUUUUCUGUAUACUUUUACUCAUUGAAUGUUAUACUGUGAUUAUUUAAAUUAUGUAAUUUAAUAAAAAAAGAAGCAAAAAUGAAAACUCGA
Messenger RNA from Bombus impatiens (common eastern bumble bee), 1281 nucleotides. RefSeq lists its product as uncharacterized. The transcript is spliced from 4 exons. The coding region runs from base 541 to 1032 and encodes 163 amino acids. The record is from RefSeq and is a predicted model, not a curated record. NCBI's taxonomy places the organism in Eukaryota, Metazoa, Arthropoda, Insecta, Hymenoptera, Apidae.